Vitis riparia (riverbank grape) is the source of this 1636-nucleotide messenger RNA. Its product is annotated as putative nuclease HARBI1. NCBI's taxonomy places the organism in Eukaryota, Viridiplantae, Streptophyta, Magnoliopsida, Vitales, Vitaceae. The transcript has 4 exons. The record is from RefSeq and is a predicted model, not a curated record. Bases 238 to 1410 code for a protein of 390 amino acids.
UAGUUAGUGAGAUGGUUUUGGAUUUUUGGCAGCAAAGAAAGUGAGACAGAUAACGCAGGAAUCAUAAUGUGGUUUUCUUUUAUUUUUCUUCGGUUUCCUUGUAACCAAACGUGCGGCUCGGGUUUUACUUAGAGUGCUUUAUAACUUGGAAAUGCUAUUGCUGGAAGUUUUGAAUUCUGGGAUUUCUCUGUGAAGAGUUGUGGAGCUAUUUUUGGGUGCAGAUAGGGCUAGUUUUUCAUGGAGAGCUCAGAUGAUGAAAAGGAUGGUGUCCUUGAGGGUUACAUACCAAAAGAGCUGAGCUAUGGUUUAGCUGCUAAUGGUACAAAAUUUGUAGAUGAAGUACUUAAUGGUCAAAAUGAGAGUUGUUUGGAGAAUUUCCGUAUGGAUAAGCAUGUCUUUUAUAAGUUGUGUGACAUCCUCCAAGCCAAGGGCCUUCUCCGCCAUACAAAUCGAAUCAAGAUUGAGGAGCAACUAGCAAUCUUCAUGUUUAUAAUUGGCCACAAUUUACGAACUCGAGCUGUUCAAGAGCUAUUCCGGUAUUCAGGGGAAACCAUUAGUCGCCACUUCAACAAUGUCCUGAAUGCAAUUAUGGCAAUUUCAUUAGACUUCUUUGAGCCUCCAGUUUUGGAUAUUCCUCCAGAAAUUCUAGAGGAUGGCAGAUUCUAUCCCUAUUUUCAGGAUUGUGUGGGAGCGGUUGAUGGUAUACAUAUUCCAGUGAUGGUGGGUGUAGACGAGCAGGGACCUUUCCGUAAUAAGAGUGGAUUUCUUUCACAAAAUGUUCUGGCAGCCUGCUCACUGGAUUUGAAGUUCCAUUAUAUCCUCGCUGGCUGGGAAGGCUCAGCAGCAGAUUUGCGAGUUCUAAAUUCAGCACUCACAAGGCGCAACAAACUGCAGAUCCCUGAAGGUAAGUACUACCUUGUGGACACCAAGUAUGCAAACAUGCCAGGAUUCAUUGCCCCAUAUCCUGGUGUCCCAUAUCACCUGAAUGAAUCCUCUGCUGGUUUUCAUCCACAAGAUGCCAAAGAGCUGUUCAAUUAUCGACACUUCCUCCUGCGAAGUGCAACAGAUCGCAUCUUUGGAGCCCUGAAGGCUCGCUUCCCUAUUCUGAUGUCGGCUCCUCCAUACCCAUUACAGACACAGGUGAAGCUGGUUGUAGCGGCCUGUGCCAUACACAAUUACAUCCGGAGGGAGAAGCCUGAUGACUGGCUGUUCAAGAUAUAUGAACAGGAGACUGGGAUACAAAUGGAGGAAUCAUUCCCGGCACCAGAGAUGGAACAGCCGGUUGUGCAUGUUGAGCCUCCUCCCCUGGAGAUGGCCUUCGAUGCAGACCAACUGGAAGUUACUUCCCGGUUGCGGGAUACCAUUGCAGCAGAGAUGUGGGAUGACUAUAUCCGUGAUUUUGGUGUGUAGUUAGUCUGCAGUUUCCAGGUGAGUUUGACAUUUUUUUUUUCGGUUUUCUUUUCCAAAGAGUAGCCAUGAUAUGGGAGUUUUGAUUUUGGGGACUGGACUUGGAACUUGUUUAUAGAAAUGAAAAUGAAAUAUAGUAAUGAAAAUGUAGGACUCCUUUCAUGUAGAUAUUAUCCGUUUUGUUCAAAAUAAAUGUAGAUGGUUUUUAGGGCCUCUAAAACUCUGCAUU